Messenger RNA from Frieseomelitta varia, 3422 nucleotides. RefSeq names its product cytoplasmic polyadenylation element-binding protein 1 (gene orb). Gene Ontology annotation, cellular component: cytoplasm; nucleus; neuron projection. Gene Ontology annotation, molecular function: translation factor activity, RNA binding; mRNA regulatory element binding translation repressor activity; mRNA 3'-UTR binding. The coding region runs from base 226 to 2304 and encodes 692 amino acids. The record is from RefSeq and is a predicted model, not a curated record. NCBI's taxonomy places the organism in Eukaryota, Metazoa, Arthropoda, Insecta, Hymenoptera, Apidae. The transcript is spliced from 13 exons. Gene Ontology annotation, biological process: negative regulation of cytoplasmic translation.
AUUCCAAAUUUUUUAUUGUAAUACGAUAAUUGUUGAUUCAAUGAUUUAUUAAAAUACGUAUAUUUAAUAGUUCGCUCUUACUUAAAUCGAGCAAAUCUUAUUGGAAAAAUUCAUACGAUAUUAAGUACGCAUAAUUCGUUGAACCACGUUACGAGUUACCACUUUAAAUUCAGUGGAGAACAGCGAACAAUUGAAAAAUUCAUCGAGGCUCAAUCAAAGAUCAACAUGCUUACGUUAAUGCAAUUGCUAGAUUUAUCGUGUGAUGCCGAUGGAGUGAAAAUAUCAGACGUGCCUGAUUGGAAAAAUGAGGCGUCGCAUGGCCAGCAAAUGCAAGCGUCACGCAACCAGGACCAUGUGCAGCUGCAAAAACGCGAGCAGUUGCAUCGCGACAAAUUGCAACAGCAACGGGAUCGCGACAGCGAACGAGAACAUCUGCAUCAGUUGCAGUAUAUCGGUAACUUGCUGUUAGACCCUCCGCCGGCAACCAACUUCCAAGGAUACUCGCACGAUGCAUCUUGCACGCAAUCCAAUAAGAACAACAAUGUCGAUGGAGACAUGUCAAUUUCGGAUUUAUUCGGACUGGGUUUACCUCGGGGAUCGUUAAUAGGCAGUCAGUCAACAGCUGCAUCUCCCGGUUGCCGUAAUUAUCAGUAUCAAGGGCGCAAUCAGGCAUCUCAGCAUUAUCAGAGCGAUGAUAGGAACGGAAUUUGCUCGAAUUCAUCCAUCUUGGACGUUCCAAGCUCUCCAAGUUCUAUUACUACACCUGGCAGCCCUAGCACACCUGGAAGUCUGUACUCAAACCCUUACUCGUAUUCAUCUACAAACAGUAGUAAUCAGACAACAUCAUCGCCGAAGAGUCGAGGAUCUAUGCAGAAUGUGGGUUCACCAACAUCACCCAUUCAUUCUCCUUAUUACGGGAGACCUAUUCGUGGAUCACCACCUUAUAGUGACUGUAGCAGUCCCACUUUUGAAUAUCCUCACGUGAUGGGAUGCACUGGAUCAAGAUCGAACUCACCAGCGGAUUCAGAUACGAGUGGUAUAAGUAGUGUAGAUGGAUCUCUGUCCGAUAUAAUGAACUGUUUAUCAUUAAACUCGUCACACGAAUGUUGCCCUCAAUCUUUGGGUUCAUUGAUGUCGCCGGAAGUGGAUUUAUGUACAAAUAAUAGAGCAACCGCGUUUCAACGAAUGGCAAUGAAAAAGUAUUUAUCUUCGCCCCAUCAAAAUUCAUCGUCGACGCAUCAUCAUCAUUCACAUGGGCACAAUCGCGGUCAUCACUACGGAUCAAAUCAAAACGGCAGUUUCCUGAAUUCUUUUAUGCAUGAAAAAAAUUGUUGCUCCACUGGAAAUCAUAUGAUGGCUCUGAAUUCACCUCCGAUAAACAUCUUAGACCCGCAGCUUUCACUCGAACGCGUAGCGCGUUUUCAUCGAAGUGCUGCUGCACUUUGUGACCCAACUUGUACUUGGAGUGGCAUAUUACCGCAACGUAAUCAGAAACCAUCAGGUUAUUCAUCUAAAGUAUUCCUUGGUGGUGUACCUUGGGAUAUUACCGAAUCCCUUUUAAUUGCCACUUUUAAGCAGUUCGGUCAAAUACGAGUAGAAUGGCCAGGAAAAGAUCAGUCCGCUACGCAGCCAAAAGGAUAUGUAUAUAUUAUAUUUGAGUCUGAAAAACAGGUGAGAACUUUAUUGACAUGUUGUACACAUGAUUUUACCAAUGGUGGUAGUUGGUAUUACAAAAUAUCAUCUAAACGUAUGAAAGCAAAAGAGGUACAAGUAAUUCCUUGGAUUCUUGAAGACAGUAAUUACGUAAAAUCAUCAUCGCAAAAACUUGAUCCUCACAAAACAGUAUUUGUUGGUGCUCUUCAUGGCAUGCUAACCGCUACUGGUUUAGCAAAAAUUAUGGAUGAUCUGUUCCGUGGGGUUAUUUAUGCAGGGAUUGAUACUGACAAACAUAAGUAUCCAAUUGGAUCUGGCCGUGUUACAUUUAGUACAAAACAUUCAUACAUGAAAGCAAUUUCAGCUGCUUUCAUAGAAAUAAAAACUGCCAAAUUUACAAAAAAGGUGCAAGUUGAUCCCUACUUAGAAGAUUCUAUGUGUUCAGGAUGUUCUGUACAGCAAGGACCCUAUUUUUGCCGUGAAGUGAUGUGCUUCCGCUACUUUUGUCGUAGUUGCUGGCAAUGGCAACAUUCGAUGGAAUCAAUGUGGCAUCAUAAGCCUUUAAUGCGCAAUUCCAAAACAAAUCAAGUGGUCGGAUUAUCGCCAAAUGUGAAUUCCUGGCCCCGUGGAAUGAAUAAUCCCACAAUUUAAGUACAGUUACUAAGCUUCUCUUUCAUGGUCAUACAUUCAAUUCUUUUUUUUUUUUUUUUUUUUUUUGGACUAUUUGUUUUUGCGAGGACGUUGCGCUAGCUGACUUACUGACAGGGUGCAAACUUAGUUUUUAUCGCAGAGCUGCGGACAGCUGGUUUGACGAUAUACAUUGAAAUACCGGAUAUACCAGCUGCUCCACAAAUGCAACGAUUUGUUUAUUAUCGUUACUCUCACGUACGUCCGAGACUAAUUAAUGGCGAAAAAUCGUGUUUCAUAUAAAGUUCCUAUUUCGAACGCGGUGAUAACCGUGUUCUCAACAAACAGUAUUUUUAUUUAGUAUGUUUAUUUAGGGACUGGUUCUCUUGUUGAUCAUUUUAUUGCGAAGAGUGUAGUUGUGCCAUUAAGUAACACAUCACAUUAUACGAUAAUUAUGCGUUACGAGUGUGCAUUUACAUUGAAUUCGUGUGGGUCCAAUUGUGGCUUUUAUAGUGACAAUAAUUUUUAUACGAUAAAAUGGGAAGCCACUCGAUUGCUAAAGAAGAAGAGAAAGAAAGAAAAGGAAUCAGUUCACAAUGUUUAAAAAUCCACAAAAAAUACGCCGUUAUAAUAACCUAUCGGCGAAGAAUAUUACGCUUAAUCGUAAACUAUUUGAUGAGAUUAGAUUAUUGUGGUAUUCUAGCUGCAGGAAGAAUUAAGAAUUGAAUUAUUGUUAUUUUUUGCGAAGAACGCAUUUAAUUUGAGUACUAAUCAGAACCCAGGCUGUAUACCGACACUUGUCGAUAACAUCGCCCGUCGUUGUAGUUUUAUGUUACAUUGUACAGUGUAAGGGGUAUUGCCAAAAUGGCAAUUGCAAUCAUAAUUUAUAUUCUUAGCCAAGGUGAUAAGCCUUUGUGAGCUUUCGUUUACAGGGACUGUUUAACUGUUGACGAAAUGGAGAAGUACAUGGUCUACGAUUCUGGAGCGGAUUGUAGUAAAUUGAUUCUGUUUUUAUUUUUUGUUACAAUAUUAUGUUAUGUAUUUUCUUUCAAGAAGAUUUCGUAAUAUUACUUCUAAUCGCGUUUCUGAUGUUUUGAUAUAAUUUUGUUGAGUGAAUUAAAAAUCAUAUUUUUGCAGAUAGA